Molecule: messenger RNA, 379 nt
Organism: Octopus sinensis (East Asian common octopus)
Lineage: Eukaryota; Metazoa; Mollusca; Cephalopoda; Octopoda; Octopodidae
Product: receptor-type guanylate cyclase gcy-28-like
Exons: 3
Source: RefSeq, a predicted model, not a curated record
GGUUCUCACUAUAGUUCCUAUUUAUAUGAUGCAGUUUUCAUCUAUGCUCUCUUGGUAAAAAAAUGUUUAACAAGUCAACUGGAUUUCAGAAAUGGGAGCUUGAUGUUGGAAAUUGCCCGAAAUAUAACAUUUAUAAGUGAUGCCAUUAUGAGCCCUGUCCAAUUUGAUUCAAAUGCUGAUAGAAUGCCAGUUUAUACGAUUUGGGAUUAUACAUCUCCAACUGGUAUUGGAAGAUUGGUAGCUAUUGAAGAAUUAUCAUACUCGGAGAAAUAUAUAAAAAUGGUAGCACCAUUUAAAUGGUUUACAAAGGAUGGAAAGGCACCUGCAGACGUCCCUGAAUGCGGAUUCGAUGGCAGUCUUUGCAUCUAUGACAACUCAC